Lactuca sativa (garden lettuce) is the source of this 15794-nucleotide messenger RNA. Its product is annotated as isovaleryl-CoA dehydrogenase, mitochondrial. Gene Ontology annotation, molecular function: flavin adenine dinucleotide binding; 3-methylbutanoyl-CoA dehydrogenase activity. Gene Ontology annotation, biological process: L-leucine catabolic process. The record is from RefSeq and is a predicted model, not a curated record. NCBI's taxonomy places the organism in Eukaryota, Viridiplantae, Streptophyta, Magnoliopsida, Asterales, Asteraceae. Gene Ontology annotation, cellular component: mitochondrion.
UUUUUGAACAAUACUCUAUAGCCUUAUUUCUACAAACAUUUUGAAAACAUCUAUAUUCUACAACCUUUUUUUCAAAUGCAUCUGUUUUUAAAUAAGAUAAGGUGAUUUUAUAUUAAUAGCAAGGGUACCCUUAUACUUAAUGGCAACAUUGAGCGUUGAUAACGAUGAACAAAAUUUAGGUGAUCUUCAUGCAUUAGGAAUUUUACACGUUUAUUUAGAAAAUCCAUUUUUAAAUGUCGUUGACUUUUGGAAGUUCACUCAUCGUAUUUAUAUGUAUGGUAUGGAGACACAGAAGGGCAUGGGUCAUUAUAAUAGCAUUAAAUAGAUAUUUUGGAAAUCAUUCUUUCUCGGAUAUAGAUUAAAUUUAUCUGAUUCGAGAAGUCAAAGCCGAUCGAUGCAGAGAUCACUGAGAGUACUUAGACCAAUUGUGGUGCAUGGAACGACAGUAUCACGACGGAAAAUAGCUGCUGCUUCCUUCUCAACCUCUUUGUUAUUCGAUGAAACACAAAUAAGGGUAUAUAUAUUAUUCUUUCUUUUGUUUGUGAGUUAUAAAAUGGACGACUGUGAUUAUUCUUGUAUUUAUGUAUAAGUAACCUCUAAGUCUAAGACGAUAGAUUGAUGAGUUUUACUACAGCCUGUUGCAAUCAUGACUGCAGUUCAAAGAAGGUGUUCAACAAUUUGCCCAAGAGAAGAUAGCUCCUCAUGCAGACAAAAUCGACAAGACGGAUUCUUUCCCGGAGGUUCUUAGAAAAAAAUGAUGCAUUUUUCUAUAUAUGUUUCAUAAAUACUUAUAAUAUGUUGAGUAUCAAUCAGAUCCGUUUGAUGGUGCGGAAUCCCAAUCAAACGGAUGAUGCUAGAUCAAAAUAGAAGAGAAUGAGAAGAAGAAGAUGAUGAAUCUUGUAUGUAUUUAUAUGAAUGAAAAUCCGGAUACAAGAUUCACACACAUUCUUUUUUUUCUCUCUUUAGAACACCUUCAAAUGCACUCACUUAAGCUCCUAUAUUCUAUUCUCACGUUCAUCUAUCUCUCCUUACCCACCUAACAUCUAUUUAUCUGUAAAUGGGGAUCAUGGGCCGUAAUGAUUUUACGGUCGUAAAUGGGUUUACGGCCAUAAACACCCACCUAGCCGUAAACACAUAAAAUAUUACAUAAAAAUACAAUUGCACAGAAAAUCAAAGUAUAAACCAUAGUUUUGACCAAAUAAUAUUUCCCUUGUUGGGUAUCUGAUUGUUUGAUUGUAUGAUACUUUUAUGUGUCAUGUCUAGUUGGAGUAUUGUUAGUGUUGGUUGAUUAUUGAAAGAAUGUCCUAGGGGCUGUAUGUAGUUUAAUUUAUAUAACCUUAGAACUCUUAAUCCAACCUUAUUGUUUAUUCUUGUUUGAUAAAUGCCUUAGGGAAGGAACACAUGUUCGACUGACUAUCUUAUUUUCUAACUACGCAUGACUAUACAUUGGCGAUCCUUCAAUAUUAACAGUAACUUAUGUAUAAUAGUGGGAUGAGUGAGAGUCGGUGGUUGUAUGAUGGCUGAGAGCUGGUGUCUGAGAGAUGGUAUGGGGUAUGAUGGAAGGGUGCCAAUGAUUAUAUAUGUAAUGUUGAUAUGUACGCUUGAUAGGGAUGAUGGUGGAUCGACUAUAGUGCUGAGAGCCUUGCUUGUAUGCAUUAUAUUUAUGAUAGAAUAUGUGGUAUACUUGAAAACUCACUAAGCAUUAUGCUUAUGUUGUUAAGUUAAAUAUUUUUAAGGUUGUUCAAGGGAAGAACGCGAUGUGAUUGUACAUUCGCAUCGAAGAUUUGUUGUUUUUGACUUCCGCUGGUUUAAUAAAUAAACUAUGUUUAAGCUUAUAUUUCCAAAAUAAAAGGAUAAUAUAAUAUGUUUUUAGGAAUAUACUUAAACGUUAAUCGGAUUUUAAAUGAAAAUUUUGGUUUAAAAUUUGAGACGUUGCACUUCUGCUACAACUACAAGCGUUUUUAAAAACCCAACAUAAAAUUUAAGAAAAAUAUGUCGAUUCUAAUUUUAGUUUAAUUUUUAUUUUUAAAGUAAGUGUUUCUAAUGUAAUUUUUUUGAAAGAGGUUUCUAAUGUAAUUUUGAGUUUUAGAGUAAGGUAGUUUUAAUUUUAUGUAUUUAUUUUUAUUAAGGUAAUGUUUAUUUGAUUAUUUACUGAAAAAAUUAUUUUGCUUAGAAUAUAUUGUGUUUUUUUAAAUGUUGUAUUAAAAUAAAUAAAAGAUAAAAAUAUAUAAAUAUAUGGAGUGGUGGACUGGUUGUUAUUUCAUAAUUUAGUAAGUUUAGUAGGGAUAUAAUAAUGAUGUAACGAAGAUGAUAUUGCAAUGAUAUUUUAGAACUUCUUUUUUUUGAACAAUACUCUAUAGCCUUAUUUCUACAAACAUUUUGAAAACAUCUAUAUUCUACAACCUUUUUUUCAAAUGCAUCUGUUUUUAAAUAAGAUAAGGUGAUUUUAUAUUAAUAGCAAGGGUACCCUUAUACUUAAUGGCAACAUUGAGCGUUGAUAACGAUGAACAAAAUUUAGGUGAUCUUCAUGCAUUAGGAAUUUUACACGUUUAUUUAGAAAAUCCAUUUUUAAAUGUCGUUGACUUUUGGAAGUUCACUCAUCGUAUUUAUAUGUAUGGUAUGGAGACACAGAAGGGCAUGGGUCAUUAUAAUAGCAUUAAAUAGAUAUUUUGGAAAUCAUUCUUUCUCGGAUAUAGAUUAAAUUUAUCUGAUUCGAGAAGUCAAAGCCGAUCGAUGCAGAGAUCACUGAGAGUACUUAGACCAAUUGUGGUGCAUGGAACGACAGUAUCACGACGGAAAAUAGCUGCUGCUUCCUUCUCAACCUCUUUGUUAUUCGAUGAAACACAAAUAAGGGUAUAUAUAUUAUUCUUUCUUUUGUUUGUGAGUUAUAAAAUGGACGACUGUGAUUAUUCUUGUAUUUAUGUAUAAGUAACCUCUAAGUCUAAGACGAUAGAUUGAUGAGUUUUACUACAGCCUGUUGCAAUCAUGACUGCAGUUCAAAGAAGGUGUUCAACAAUUUGCCCAAGAGAAGAUAGCUCCUCAUGCAGACAAAAUCGACAAGACGGAUUCUUUCCCGGAGGUUCUUAGAAAAAAAUGAUGCAUUUUUCUAUAUAUGUUUCAUAAAUACUUAUAAUAUGUUGAGUAUCAAUCAGAUCCGUUUGAUGGUGCGGAAUCCCAAUCAAACGGAUGAUGCUAGAUCAAAAUAGAAGAGAAUGAGAAGAAGAAGAUGAUGAAUCUUGUAUGUAUUUAUAUGAAUGAAAAUCCGGAUACAAGAUUCACACACAUUCUUUUUUUUCUCUCUUUAGAACACCUUCAAAUGCACUCACUUAAGCUCCUAUAUUCUAUUCUCACGUUCAUCUAUCUCUCCUUACCCACCUAACAUCUAUUUAUCUGUAAAUGGGGAUCAUGGGCCGUAAUGAUUUUACGGUCGUAAAUGGGUUUACGGCCAUAAACACCCACCUAGCCGUAAACACAUAAAAUAUUACAUAAAAAUACAAUUGCACAGAAAAUCAAAGUAUAAACCAUAGUUUUGACCAAAUAAUAUUUCCCUUGUUGGGUAUCUGAUUGUUUGAUUGUAUGAUACUUUUAUGUGUCAUGUCUAGUUGGAGUAUUGUUAGUGUUGGUUGAUUAUUGAAAGAAUGUCCUAGGGGCUGUAUGUAGUUUAAUUUAUAUAACCUUAGAACUCUUAAUCCAACCUUAUUGUUUAUUCUUGUUUGAUAAAUGCCUUAGGGAAGGAACACAUGUUCGACUGACUAUCUUAUUUUCUAACUACGCAUGACUAUACAUUGGCGAUCCUUCAAUAUUAACAGUAACUUAUGUAUAAUAGUGGGAUGAGUGAGAGUCGGUGGUUGUAUGAUGGCUGAGAGCUGGUGUCUGAGAGAUGGUAUGGGGUAUGAUGGAAGGGUGCCAAUGAUUAUAUAUGUAAUGUUGAUAUGUACGCUUGAUAGGGAUGAUGGUGGAUCGACUAUAGUGCUGAGAGCCUUGCUUGUAUGCAUUAUAUUUAUGAUAGAAUAUGUGGUAUACUUGAAAACUCACUAAGCAUUAUGCUUAUGUUGUUAAGUUAAAUAUUUUUAAGGUUGUUCAAGGGAAGAACGCGAUGUGAUUGUACAUUCGCAUCGAAGAUUUGUUGUUUUUGACUUCCGCUGGUUUAAUAAAUAAACUAUGUUUAAGCUUAUAUUUCCAAAAUAAAAGGAUAAUAUAAUAUGUUUUUAGGAAUAUACUUAAACGUUAAUCGGAUUUUAAAUGAAAAUUUUGGUUUAAAAUUUGAGACGUUGCACUUCUGCUACAACUACAAGCGUUUUUAAAAACCCAACAUAAAAUUUAAGAAAAAUAUGUCGAUUCUAAUUUUAGUUUAAUUUUUAUUUUUAAAGUAAGUGUUUCUAAUGUAAUUUUUUUGAAAGAGGUUUCUAAUGUAAUUUUGAGUUUUAGAGUAAGGUAGUUUUAAUUUUAUGUAUUUAUUUUUAUUAAGGUAAUGUUUAUUUGAUUAUUUACUGAAAAAAUUAUUUUGCUUAGAAUAUAUUGUGUUUUUUUAAAUGUUGUAUUAAAAUAAAUAAAAGAUAAAAAUAUAUAAAUAUAUGGAGUGGUGGACUGGUUGUUAUUUCAUAAUUUAGUAAGUUUAGUAGGGAUAUAAUAAUGAUGUAACGAAGAUGAUAUUGCAAUGAUAUUUUAGAACUUCUUUUUUUUGAACAAUACUCUAUAGCCUUAUUUCUACAAACAUUUUGAAAACAUCUAUAUUCUACAACCUUUUUUUCAAAUGCAUCUGUUUUUAAAUAAGAUAAGGUGAUUUUAUAUUAAUAGCAAGGGUACCCUUAUACUUAAUGGCAACAUUGAGCGUUGAUAACGAUGAACAAAAUUUAGGUGAUCUUCAUGCAUUAGGAAUUUUACACGUUUAUUUAGAAAAUCCAUUUUUAAAUGUCGUUGACUUUUGGAAGUUCACUCAUCGUAUUUAUAUGUAUGGUAUGGAGACACAGAAGGGCAUGGGUCAUUAUAAUAGCAUUAAAUAGAUAUUUUGGAAAUCAUUCUUUCUCGGAUAUAGAUUAAAUUUAUCUGAUUCGAGAAGUCAAAGCCGAUCGAUGCAGAGAUCACUGAGAGUACUUAGACCAAUUGUGGUGCAUGGAACGACAGUAUCACGACGGAAAAUAGCUGCUGCUUCCUUCUCAACCUCUUUGUUAUUCGAUGAAACACAAAUAAGGGUAUAUAUAUUAUUCUUUCUUUUGUUUGUGAGUUAUAAAAUGGACGACUGUGAUUAUUCUUGUAUUUAUGUAUAAGUAACCUCUAAGUCUAAGACGAUAGAUUGAUGAGUUUUACUACAGCCUGUUGCAAUCAUGACUGCAGUUCAAAGAAGGUGUUCAACAAUUUGCCCAAGAGAAGAUAGCUCCUCAUGCAGACAAAAUCGACAAGACGGAUUCUUUCCCGGAGGUUCUUAGAAAAAAAUGAUGCAUUUUUCUAUAUAUGUUUCAUAAAUACUUAUAAUAUGUUGAGUAUCAAUCAGAUCCGUUUGAUGGUGCGGAAUCCCAAUCAAACGGAUGAUGCUAGAUCAAAAUAGAAGAGAAUGAGAAGAAGAAGAUGAUGAAUCUUGUAUGUAUUUAUAUGAAUGAAAAUCCGGAUACAAGAUUCACACACAUUCUUUUUUUUCUCUCUUUAGAACACCUUCAAAUGCACUCACUUAAGCUCCUAUAUUCUAUUCUCACGUUCAUCUAUCUCUCCUUACCCACCUAACAUCUAUUUAUCUGUAAAUGGGGAUCAUGGGCCGUAAUGAUUUUACGGUCGUAAAUGGGUUUACGGCCAUAAACACCCACCUAGCCGUAAACACAUAAAAUAUUACAUAAAAAUACAAUUGCACAGAAAAUCAAAGUAUAAACCAUAGUUUUGACCAAAUAAUAUUUCCCUUGUUGGGUAUCUGAUUGUUUGAUUGUAUGAUACUUUUAUGUGUCAUGUCUAGUUGGAGUAUUGUUAGUGUUGGUUGAUUAUUGAAAGAAUGUCCUAGGGGCUGUAUGUAGUUUAAUUUAUAUAACCUUAGAACUCUUAAUCCAACCUUAUUGUUUAUUCUUGUUUGAUAAAUGCCUUAGGGAAGGAACACAUGUUCGACUGACUAUCUUAUUUUCUAACUACGCAUGACUAUACAUUGGCGAUCCUUCAAUAUUAACAGUAACUUAUGUAUAAUAGUGGGAUGAGUGAGAGUCGGUGGUUGUAUGAUGGCUGAGAGCUGGUGUCUGAGAGAUGGUAUGGGGUAUGAUGGAAGGGUGCCAAUGAUUAUAUAUGUAAUGUUGAUAUGUACGCUUGAUAGGGAUGAUGGUGGAUCGACUAUAGUGCUGAGAGCCUUGCUUGUAUGCAUUAUAUUUAUGAUAGAAUAUGUGGUAUACUUGAAAACUCACUAAGCAUUAUGCUUAUGUUGUUAAGUUAAAUAUUUUUAAGGUUGUUCAAGGGAAGAACGCGAUGUGAUUGUACAUUCGCAUCGAAGAUUUGUUGUUUUUGACUUCCGCUGGUUUAAUAAAUAAACUAUGUUUAAGCUUAUAUUUCCAAAAUAAAAGGAUAAUAUAAUAUGUUUUUAGGAAUAUACUUAAACGUUAAUCGGAUUUUAAAUGAAAAUUUUGGUUUAAAAUUUGAGACGUUGCACUUCUGCUACAACUACAAGCGUUUUUAAAAACCCAACAUAAAAUUUAAGAAAAAUAUGUCGAUUCUAAUUUUAGUUUAAUUUUUAUUUUUAAAGUAAGUGUUUCUAAUGUAAUUUUUUUGAAAGAGGUUUCUAAUGUAAUUUUGAGUUUUAGAGUAAGGUAGUUUUAAUUUUAUGUAUUUAUUUUUAUUAAGGUAAUGUUUAUUUGAUUAUUUACUGAAAAAAUUAUUUUGCUUAGAAUAUAUUGUGUUUUUUUAAAUGUUGUAUUAAAAUAAAUAAAAGAUAAAAAUAUAUAAAUAUAUGGAGUGGUGGACUGGUUGUUAUUUCAUAAUUUAGUAAGUUUAGUAGGGAUAUAAUAAUGAUGUAACGAAGAUGAUAUUGCAAUGAUAUUUUAGAACUUCUUUUUUUUGAACAAUACUCUAUAGCCUUAUUUCUACAAACAUUUUGAAAACAUCUAUAUUCUACAACCUUUUUUUCAAAUGCAUCUGUUUUUAAAUAAGAUAAGGUGAUUUUAUAUUAAUAGCAAGGGUACCCUUAUACUUAAUGGCAACAUUGAGCGUUGAUAACGAUGAACAAAAUUUAGGUGAUCUUCAUGCAUUAGGAAUUUUACACGUUUAUUUAGAAAAUCCAUUUUUAAAUGUCGUUGACUUUUGGAAGUUCACUCAUCGUAUUUAUAUGUAUGGUAUGGAGACACAGAAGGGCAUGGGUCAUUAUAAUAGCAUUAAAUAGAUAUUUUGGAAAUCAUUCUUUCUCGGAUAUAGAUUAAAUUUAUCUGAUUCGAGAAGUCAAAGCCGAUCGAUGCAGAGAUCACUGAGAGUACUUAGACCAAUUGUGGUGCAUGGAACGACAGUAUCACGACGGAAAAUAGCUGCUGCUUCCUUCUCAACCUCUUUGUUAUUCGAUGAAACACAAAUAAGGGUAUAUAUAUUAUUCUUUCUUUUGUUUGUGAGUUAUAAAAUGGACGACUGUGAUUAUUCUUGUAUUUAUGUAUAAGUAACCUCUAAGUCUAAGACGAUAGAUUGAUGAGUUUUACUACAGCCUGUUGCAAUCAUGACUGCAGUUCAAAGAAGGUGUUCAACAAUUUGCCCAAGAGAAGAUAGCUCCUCAUGCAGACAAAAUCGACAAGACGGAUUCUUUCCCGGAGGUUCUUAGAAAAAAAUGAUGCAUUUUUCUAUAUAUGUUUCAUAAAUACUUAUAAUAUGUUGAGUAUCAAUCAGAUCCGUUUGAUGGUGCGGAAUCCCAAUCAAACGGAUGAUGCUAGAUCAAAAUAGAAGAGAAUGAGAAGAAGAAGAUGAUGAAUCUUGUAUGUAUUUAUAUGAAUGAAAAUCCGGAUACAAGAUUCACACACAUUCUUUUUUUUCUCUCUUUAGAACACCUUCAAAUGCACUCACUUAAGCUCCUAUAUUCUAUUCUCACGUUCAUCUAUCUCUCCUUACCCACCUAACAUCUAUUUAUCUGUAAAUGGGGAUCAUGGGCCGUAAUGAUUUUACGGUCGUAAAUGGGUUUACGGCCAUAAACACCCACCUAGCCGUAAACACAUAAAAUAUUACAUAAAAAUACAAUUGCACAGAAAAUCAAAGUAUAAACCAUAGUUUUGACCAAAUAAUAUUUCCCUUGUUGGGUAUCUGAUUGUUUGAUUGUAUGAUACUUUUAUGUGUCAUGUCUAGUUGGAGUAUUGUUAGUGUUGGUUGAUUAUUGAAAGAAUGUCCUAGGGGCUGUAUGUAGUUUAAUUUAUAUAACCUUAGAACUCUUAAUCCAACCUUAUUGUUUAUUCUUGUUUGAUAAAUGCCUUAGGGAAGGAACACAUGUUCGACUGACUAUCUUAUUUUCUAACUACGCAUGACUAUACAUUGGCGAUCCUUCAAUAUUAACAGUAACUUAUGUAUAAUAGUGGGAUGAGUGAGAGUCGGUGGUUGUAUGAUGGCUGAGAGCUGGUGUCUGAGAGAUGGUAUGGGGUAUGAUGGAAGGGUGCCAAUGAUUAUAUAUGUAAUGUUGAUAUGUACGCUUGAUAGGGAUGAUGGUGGAUCGACUAUAGUGCUGAGAGCCUUGCUUGUAUGCAUUAUAUUUAUGAUAGAAUAUGUGGUAUACUUGAAAACUCACUAAGCAUUAUGCUUAUGUUGUUAAGUUAAAUAUUUUUAAGGUUGUUCAAGGGAAGAACGCGAUGUGAUUGUACAUUCGCAUCGAAGAUUUGUUGUUUUUGACUUCCGCUGGUUUAAUAAAUAAACUAUGUUUAAGCUUAUAUUUCCAAAAUAAAAGGAUAAUAUAAUAUGUUUUUAGGAAUAUACUUAAACGUUAAUCGGAUUUUAAAUGAAAAUUUUGGUUUAAAAUUUGAGACGUUGCACUUCUGCUACAACUACAAGCGUUUUUAAAAACCCAACAUAAAAUUUAAGAAAAAUAUGUCGAUUCUAAUUUUAGUUUAAUUUUUAUUUUUAAAGUAAGUGUUUCUAAUGUAAUUUUUUUGAAAGAGGUUUCUAAUGUAAUUUUGAGUUUUAGAGUAAGGUAGUUUUAAUUUUAUGUAUUUAUUUUUAUUAAGGUAAUGUUUAUUUGAUUAUUUACUGAAAAAAUUAUUUUGCUUAGAAUAUAUUGUGUUUUUUUAAAUGUUGUAUUAAAAUAAAUAAAAGAUAAAAAUAUAUAAAUAUAUGGAGUGGUGGACUGGUUGUUAUUUCAUAAUUUAGUAAGUUUAGUAGGGAUAUAAUAAUGAUGUAACGAAGAUGAUAUUGCAAUGAUAUUUUAGAACUUCUUUUUUUUGAACAAUACUCUAUAGCCUUAUUUCUACAAACAUUUUGAAAACAUCUAUAUUCUACAACCUUUUUUUCAAAUGCAUCUGUUUUUAAAUAAGAUAAGGUGAUUUUAUAUUAAUAGCAAGGGUACCCUUAUACUUAAUGGCAACAUUGAGCGUUGAUAACGAUGAACAAAAUUUAGGUGAUCUUCAUGCAUUAGGAAUUUUACACGUUUAUUUAGAAAAUCCAUUUUUAAAUGUCGUUGACUUUUGGAAGUUCACUCAUCGUAUUUAUAUGUAUGGUAUGGAGACACAGAAGGGCAUGGGUCAUUAUAAUAGCAUUAAAUAGAUAUUUUGGAAAUCAUUCUUUCUCGGAUAUAGAUUAAAUUUAUCUGAUUCGAGAAGUCAAAGCCGAUCGAUGCAGAGAUCACUGAGAGUACUUAGACCAAUUGUGGUGCAUGGAACGACAGUAUCACGACGGAAAAUAGCUGCUGCUUCCUUCUCAACCUCUUUGUUAUUCGAUGAAACACAAAUAAGGGUAUAUAUAUUAUUCUUUCUUUUGUUUGUGAGUUAUAAAAUGGACGACUGUGAUUAUUCUUGUAUUUAUGUAUAAGUAACCUCUAAGUCUAAGACGAUAGAUUGAUGAGUUUUACUACAGCCUGUUGCAAUCAUGACUGCAGUUCAAAGAAGGUGUUCAACAAUUUGCCCAAGAGAAGAUAGCUCCUCAUGCAGACAAAAUCGACAAGACGGAUUCUUUCCCGGAGGUUCUUAGAAAAAAAUGAUGCAUUUUUCUAUAUAUGUUUCAUAAAUACUUAUAAUAUGUUGAGUAUCAAUCAGAUCCGUUUGAUGGUGCGGAAUCCCAAUCAAACGGAUGAUGCUAGAUCAAAAUAGAAGAGAAUGAGAAGAAGAAGAUGAUGAAUCUUGUAUGUAUUUAUAUGAAUGAAAAUCCGGAUACAAGAUUCACACACAUUCUUUUUUUUCUCUCUUUAGAACACCUUCAAAUGCACUCACUUAAGCUCCUAUAUUCUAUUCUCACGUUCAUCUAUCUCUCCUUACCCACCUAACAUCUAUUUAUCUGUAAAUGGGGAUCAUGGGCCGUAAUGAUUUUACGGUCGUAAAUGGGUUUACGGCCAUAAACACCCACCUAGCCGUAAACACAUAAAAUAUUACAUAAAAAUACAAUUGCACAGAAAAUCAAAGUAUAAACCAUAGUUUUGACCAAAUAAUAUUUCCCUUGUUGGGUAUCUGAUUGUUUGAUUGUAUGAUACUUUUAUGUGUCAUGUCUAGUUGGAGUAUUGUUAGUGUUGGUUGAUUAUUGAAAGAAUGUCCUAGGGGCUGUAUGUAGUUUAAUUUAUAUAACCUUAGAACUCUUAAUCCAACCUUAUUGUUUAUUCUUGUUUGAUAAAUGCCUUAGGGAAGGAACACAUGUUCGACUGACUAUCUUAUUUUCUAACUACGCAUGACUAUACAUUGGCGAUCCUUCAAUAUUAACAGUAACUUAUGUAUAAUAGUGGGAUGAGUGAGAGUCGGUGGUUGUAUGAUGGCUGAGAGCUGGUGUCUGAGAGAUGGUAUGGGGUAUGAUGGAAGGGUGCCAAUGAUUAUAUAUGUAAUGUUGAUAUGUACGCUUGAUAGGGAUGAUGGUGGAUCGACUAUAGUGCUGAGAGCCUUGCUUGUAUGCAUUAUAUUUAUGAUAGAAUAUGUGGUAUACUUGAAAACUCACUAAGCAUUAUGCUUAUGUUGUUAAGUUAAAUAUUUUUAAGGUUGUUCAAGGGAAGAACGCGAUGUGAUUGUACAUUCGCAUCGAAGAUUUGUUGUUUUUGACUUCCGCUGGUUUAAUAAAUAAACUAUGUUUAAGCUUAUAUUUCCAAAAUAAAAGGAUAAUAUAAUAUGUUUUUAGGAAUAUACUUAAACGUUAAUCGGAUUUUAAAUGAAAAUUUUGGUUUAAAAUUUGAGACGUUGCACUUCUGCUACAACUACAAGCGUUUUUAAAAACCCAACAUAAAAUUUAAGAAAAAUAUGUCGAUUCUAAUUUUAGUUUAAUUUUUAUUUUUAAAGUAAGUGUUUCUAAUGUAAUUUUUUUGAAAGAGGUUUCUAAUGUAAUUUUGAGUUUUAGAGUAAGGUAGUUUUAAUUUUAUGUAUUUAUUUUUAUUAAGGUAAUGUUUAUUUGAUUAUUUACUGAAAAAAUUAUUUUGCUUAGAAUAUAUUGUGUUUUUUUAAAUGUUGUAUUAAAAUAAAUAAAAGAUAAAAAUAUAUAAAUAUAUGGAGUGGUGGACUGGUUGUUAUUUCAUAAUUUAGUAAGUUUAGUAGGGAUAUAAUAAUGAUGUAACGAAGAUGAUAUUGCAAUGAUAUUUUAGAACUUCUUUUUUUUGAACAAUACUCUAUAGCCUUAUUUCUACAAACAUUUUGAAAACAUCUAUAUUCUACAACCUUUUUUUCAAAUGCAUCUGUUUUUAAAUAAGAUAAGGUGAUUUUAUAUUAAUAGCAAGGGUACCCUUAUACUUAAUGGCAACAUUGAGCGUUGAUAACGAUGAACAAAAUUUAGGUGAUCUUCAUGCAUUAGGAAUUUUACACGUUUAUUUAGAAAAUCCAUUUUUAAAUGUCGUUGACUUUUGGAAGUUCACUCAUCGUAUUUAUAUGUAUGGUAUGGAGACACAGAAGGGCAUGGGUCAUUAUAAUAGCAUUAAAUAGAUAUUUUGGAAAUCAUUCUUUCUCGGAUAUAGAUUAAAUUUAUCUGAUUCGAGAAGUCAAAGCCGAUCGAUGCAGAGAUCACUGAGAGUACUUAGACCAAUUGUGGUGCAUGGAACGACAGUAUCACGACGGAAAAUAGCUGCUGCUUCCUUCUCAACCUCUUUGUUAUUCGAUGAAACACAAAUAAGGGUAUAUAUAUUAUUCUUUCUUUUGUUUGUGAGUUAUAAAAUGGACGACUGUGAUUAUUCUUGUAUUUAUGUAUAAGUAACCUCUAAGUCUAAGACGAUAGAUUGAUGAGUUUUACUACAGCCUGUUGCAAUCAUGACUGCAGUUCAAAGAAGGUGUUCAACAAUUUGCCCAAGAGAAGAUAGCUCCUCAUGCAGACAAAAUCGACAAGACGGAUUCUUUCCCGGAGGUUCUUAGAAAAAAAUGAUGCAUUUUUCUAUAUAUGUUUCAUAAAUACUUAUAAUAUGUUGAGUAUCAAUCAGAUCCGUUUGAUGGUGCGGAAUCCCAAUCAAACGGAUGAUGCUAGAUCAAAAUAGAAGAGAAUGAGAAGAAGAAGAUGAUGAAUCUUGUAUGUAUUUAUAUGAAUGAAAAUCCGGAUACAAGAUUCACACACAUUCUUUUUUUUCUCUCUUUAGAACACCUUCAAAUGCACUCACUUAAGCUCCUAUAUUCUAUUCUCACGUUCAUCUAUCUCUCCUUACCCACCUAACAUCUAUUUAUCUGUAAAUGGGGAUCAUGGGCCGUAAUGAUUUUACGGUCGUAAAUGGGUUUACGGCCAUAAACAUCCACCUAGCCGUAAACACAUAAAAUAUUACAUAAAAAUACAAUUGCACAGAAAAUCAAAGUAUAAACCAUAGUUUUGACCAAAUAAUAUUUCCCUUGUUGGGUAUCUGAUUGUUUGAUUGUAUGAUACUUUUAUGUGUCAUGUCUAGUUGGAGUAUUGUUAGUGUUGGUUGAUUAUUGAAAGAAUGUCCUAGGGGCUGUAUGUAGUUUAAUUUAUAUAACCUUAGAACUCUUAAUCCAACCUUAUUGUUUAUUCUUGUUUGAUAAAUGCCUUAGGGAAGGAACACAUGUUCGACUGACUAUCUUAUUUUCUAACUACGCAUGACUAUACAUUGGCGAUCCUUCAAUAUUAACAGUAACUUAUGUAUAAUUGUGGGAUGAGUGAGAGUCGGUGGUUGUAUGAUGGCUGAGAGCUGGUGUCUGAGAGAUGGUAUGGGGUAUGAUGGAAGGGUGCCAAUGAUUAUAUAUGUAAUGUUGAUAUGUACGCUUGAUAGGGAUGAUGGUGGAUCGACUAUAGUGCUGAGAGCCUUGCUUGUAUGCAUUAUAUUUAUGAUAGAAUAUGUGGUAUACUUGAAAACUCACUAAGCAUUAUGCUUAUGUUGUUAAGUUAAAUAUUUUUAAGGUUGUUCAAGGGAAGAACGCGAUGUGAUUGUACAUUCGCAUCGAAGAUUUGUUGUUUUUGACUUCCGCUGGUUUAAUAAAUAAACUAUGUUUAAGCUUAUAUUUCCAAAAUAAAAGGAUAAUAUAAUAUGUUUUUAGGAAUAUACUUAAACGUUAAUCGGAUUUUAAAUGAAAAUUUUGGUUUAAAAUUUGAGACGUUGCACUUCUGCUACAACUACAAGCGUUUUUAAAAACCCAACAUAAAAUUUAAGAAAAAUAUGUCGAUUCUAAUUUUAGUUUAAUUUUUAUUUUUAAAGUAAGUGUUUCUAAUGUAAUUUUUUUGAAAGAGGUUUCUAAUGUAAUUUUGAGUUUUAGAGUAAGGUAGUUUUAAUUUUAUGUAUUUAUUUUUAUUAAGGUAAUGUUUAUUUGAUUAUUUACUGAAAAAAUUAUUUUGCUUAGAAUAUAUUGUGUUUUUUUAAAUGUUGUAUUAAAAUAAAUAAAAGAUAAAAAUAUAUAAAUAUAUGGAGUGGUGGACUGGUUGUUAUUUCAUAAUUUAGUAAGUUUAGUAGGGAUAUAAUAAUGAUGUAACGAAGAUGAUAUUGCAAUGAUAUUUUAGAACUUCUUUUUUUUGAACAAUACUCUAUAGCCUUAUUUCUACAAACAUUUUGAAAACAUCUAUAUUCUACAACCUUUUUUUCAAAUGCAUCUGUUUUUAAAUAAGAUAAGGUGAUUUUAUAUUAAUAGCAAGGGUACCCUUAUACUUAAUGGCAACAUUGAGCGUUGAUAACGAUGAACAAAAUUUAGGUGAUCUUCAUGCAUUAGGAAUUUUACACGUUUAUUUAGAAAAUCCAUUUUUAAAUGUCGUUGACUUUUGGAAGUUCACUCAUCGUAUUUAUAUGUAUGGUAUGGAGACACAGAAGGGCAUGGGUCAUUAUAAUAGCAUUAAAUAGAUAUUUUGGAAAUCAUUCUUUCUCGGAUAUAGAUUAAAUUUAUCUGAUUCGAGAAGUCAAAGCCGAUCGAUGCAGAGAUCACUGAGAGUACUUAGACCAAUUGUGGUGCAUGGAACGACAGUAUCACGACGGAAAAUAGCUGCUGCUUCCUUCUCAACCUCUUUGUUAUUCGAUGAAACACAAAUAAGGUUCAAAGAAGGUGUUCAACAAUUUGCCCAAGAGAAGAUAGCUCCUCAUGCAGACAAAAUCGACAAGACGGAUUCUUUCCCGGAGGAUGUUGACUUAUGGAAAGCUAUGGGAGACUUUGAUCUUCAUGGACUUACUGCUCCAGCGGAAUAUGGAGGACUCGACGUAGGUUAUUUGUAUCAUUGUUUGGCCACGGAGGAGAUUAGCCGUGCAUCAGCGUCAGUUGGGUUUUCGUAUGUUUGUCAUUCUAACGUUUGCAUUAAUCAAUUGGUGAGGCAUGGAAAUGUUGCCCAGAAGGAAAGAUAUUUGCCCAAGCUAAUUAGCGGGGAGCAUGUAGGAGCUCUUUCUAUGAGUGAACCAAAUGCUGGCUCAGAUCCUGUUGGGAUGAAAUGUAAAGCUGAACGUGUUGAUGGUGGUUAUGUUUUAAAUGGGAACAAGAUGUGGUGCAGCAAUGGCGGAAUUGCCGACACCCUGGUGGUUUACGCAAAAACAGAUGUCUCUGCUGGGUCAAAAGGGAUAACAGCGUUUAUCGUUGAAAAAGGAACGCCUGGAUUCAUUGCUGCCCAAAAAUUAGAUAAACUUGGAAUGCGUGGAAGUCCUACAUACGAGCUUGUUUUUGAAAAUUGCUUUGUUCCUACAGAGAAUAUACUUGGUGAAAUAGGAAAAGGAGUUUACAUCAUGAUGUCCGGAUUAGAUUUAGAGAGAAUCGUAUUCGCAGCUGGACCUAUCGGGAUCAUGCAAGCAUGUCUUGAUAUUGUUCUUCCAUAUGUCCGCCAACGUGAACAAUUCGGACGCCCCAUUGGGCAGUUUCAACUUAUGGAGGGGAAGAUUGCGGACAUGUAUGUUGCUUUGCAGUCUUCAAGAUCAUAUGUAUAUUCUGUUGCAACGGAUUGUGACAAUGGAAAAAUCAUUACAAAGGAUUGUGCUGGGGCGAUACUUGUUGCUGCUGAAAGAGCCACGCAAGUUGCUUUACAGGCGAUUCAAUGUCUGGGUGGGAAUGGGUAUAUGAAUGAGUACCCUACCGGCCGAUUUCUUCGUGAUGCCAAAUUAUAUGAGAUUGCUGCCGGAACUAGUGAGAUCAGAAGAAUGCUUAUAGGCCGCCAACUCUUUAGAGAACAAUGAUAUUUUCAUAAAUAUCAUCACUGAAUAUUAAAUUCAAACACUUUACAUUUUAAUAAAAACUAUUUGGGUUUUACAAGUUUUGUAAUUUCAUAAUUUGGUUGAUAUAAACAUGGCCGAAUUCCAUUAU